CCGCCUUAGGUGGCCGGGUAAUGGCGGAGCGGCGCCCGCGGAGCUCACCCUGAGGAGGGUCCUCCUCUGCCCCGGCCCCCAGCUGGCUGCCGGGCCCUCCUGCCCCUCCGGCCCAUGGCUCUCCCGGUGUUCUGCAACUCCUGCUCCUGUGAGCCCCGCAAGCCCACGCCGCGGUUCUGCCUCACCAGCUGCGGCCACGUUUUCUGUGAGAUUUGCCUCCAGAAAGGCAAAAAAGAUGAAUGUUUGAUCUGUAAAACUGCUUGUCAGACGUUAGUUCUUUCAAAACAGAUAAAUCCUGAUAUUCAGGCACUGUUCAUGGGAGUGGAUGUGUUAUGCAAUAAAUACUCAAAAGAAAUAACACAGAUUUCAGAAUUUCAAGAAAAACACCGUAAGCAUUUAUUAGCAUACUACAAACAAAAGGCAGCAAAGCUGGAAGAAUCCCUCAAGAAAGCAACACAACAAAUACAACAGAUACAAUGUAUGAAACCGCCUGAAAAAACUGCACAACUGCCUUUUUCCAGUACAAGCCGAAAUCUAUUUUCCAUUCCUUCAAGAAAACAGAGUGGUUAUUCUCCAUAUCCUCUUCAUUCUAGUCAUCCUUCCACUUCUGAAAUGGUGGAGUCAAUGGAGAUUGAUCCUGUGCCUUCACCGAUGAGAAAACUCGAGACACCAUCUGGUCCCACAAGGUUAUCAGUAAUAACUCCACCACAGGAUGGACGUAUGGGUAGUGUAGCCUACAAAAGUUCUCAGUCAUCUCUAAUAAUGUCAAGUCAAAAUACUGGAGCAGGAUCUACAAGAUCCACACCUAUAGGAUUAUCACUUAAUGGAUGUCCAUCAUCAUCUGGAUCACAGAGUAGUAGAAGGGGAUCAUGGGCUAAUUCUGAUUUAAGAACCCCUCAGCUGUAUCCACUUACAUCACCUUCCCCACAGCUUUCUGCAAGACAUCCAAUCACCAUCUCUGGACUUCUGCAAAGGCAACAGUUAGGAUCAACUAAUUUUGGAGGACAUUCAGCAGAAAGAUAAGCAAACAUCUGUGAAUUCUUUUGGUUAAUAAGCAUCUGGAGAAGCACUACACAGUCUUUGGAUAUCAAAGUAUUUGUAACUUCAAUAAAAUGUCAAAUUGGCAUAAACCAGCUAAUUGUUCA
This is a messenger RNA of Corapipo altera (White-ruffed manakin), 1145 nucleotides long. RefSeq names its product ring finger protein 212 (gene RNF212). Gene Ontology annotation, biological process: protein sumoylation; reciprocal meiotic recombination; homologous chromosome pairing at meiosis. NCBI's taxonomy places the organism in Eukaryota, Metazoa, Chordata, Aves, Passeriformes, Pipridae. Gene Ontology annotation, cellular component: synaptonemal complex. Bases 115 to 1023 code for a protein of 302 amino acids. The record is from RefSeq and is a predicted model, not a curated record. The transcript is spliced from 12 exons. Gene Ontology annotation, molecular function: SUMO transferase activity.